This is a messenger RNA of Galeopterus variegatus (Sunda flying lemur), 2037 nucleotides long. RefSeq names its product zinc finger protein 573 (gene ZNF573). The coding region runs from base 1 to 1854 and encodes 617 amino acids. Gene Ontology annotation, molecular function: DNA-binding transcription repressor activity, RNA polymerase II-specific. The record is from RefSeq and is a predicted model, not a curated record. Gene Ontology annotation, biological process: negative regulation of transcription by RNA polymerase II. Lineage: Eukaryota; Metazoa; Chordata; Mammalia; Dermoptera; Cynocephalidae. The transcript has 5 exons.
AUGACCUGUGAACUAGUGACAUUCAGGGAUGUGGCCAUCGACUUCUCUCAGCAGGAGUGGGAAUACCUGGACUCUAUUCAGAGGGACUUGUACAGGGAUGUGAUGUUGGAGAACUAUAGGAACCUGGUCUCACUGGCAGGACAUUCCAUUUCUAAGCCAGACGUGGUUGACUUAUUGGAACAAGGAAAAGAGCCCUGGAUGAUUCUGAGGGAAGAAACACAAAGGUGGUACACAGAUUUGGAUUUACAGUAUGAGAUAAUCAGCUAUGUAGAAAUGCCCACAUAUGAAAAAAACGCAUCUUCUACACGACGUGAGAACAUAAGUAACAGAGAGAAACUCUAUGAGUGUAAGAAAUGUCAGAAGAACUUUCGUAGUGGCUAUCAACUUACUCUACAUCAAAGAUUUCAUACUGGUGAGAAACCCUAUGAAUGUAGAGAAUGUGGGAAGACCUUUAAAAGUGGCUAUCAACUUACUGUACAUCAGAGAUUUCAUACUGGUGAGAAAACCUAUGAAUGUAGGGAAUGUGGGAAGGCCUUUAUUUAUGCCUCGCACAUUGUUCAACACGAGAGAAUUCACACUGGUGGGAAGCCUUAUGAAUGUCUGGAAUGUGGGAAGGCCUUUAGUCAAGGUGGACACCUUAGAAUUCAUCAGAGAACUCAUACUGGUGAAAAACCCUAUAUAUGUGAGGAAUGUGGGAAGGCUUUUAGUAGGCGCUCAAAUCUUGUUGAACAUGGGCAAAUUCAUACUGGUGAGAAACCAUACGUGUGUGAGAAAUGUGGAAAGUCCUUUAGAAGAGGUCAUCAACUUAGUGUACAUCGAAGUGUUCAUACUGGUAAAAAGCCAUAUGAAUGCAAAGAAUGUGGGAAGGGCUACACCACUGCCUCAUACCUUAUUCUGCAUCAGAGAAUUCAUAAAGGUGGGAAACCAUAUGAAUGUAAGGAGUGUAAAAAAACCUUUACUUUAUAUAGAAAUCUUACUCGACAUCAGAAUAUUCAUACUGGUGAGAAACUUUAUGAAUGUAGGCAGUGUGGGAAGGCCUAUACUACUGGUUCAAAACUUGUUCAACAUCAGAAAACUCAUACUGGUGAAAAACCCUAUGAAUGUAAGGAAUGUGGAAAGGCCUUUAGCUUGUAUGGAUACCUUAAUCAACAUCAGAAAAUUCAUAUUGGUGUGAAAUGCUUUGAAUGUAAGGAGUGUAAGAAAACCUUUACUUUGUAUAGAAAUCUUACUCGACACCAAAGUAUUCAUACUGGCAAGAAACUUUUUGAAUGUCAGGAAUGUGGGAAGGUCUAUAGUACUGGCUCAAACCUUGUUCAACAUCAGAAAACUCAUACUGGUGAGAAACCCUUUGAAUGUAAGGAAUGUGGAAAGACUUUUAGCUUGCAUGGAUAUCUCAAUCAACAUCAGAAAAUUCAUACUGGUGUGAAACCCUAUGAAUGUAAAGUAUGUAGUAAAACUUUUACUUUCUAUAGGAAUCUUACUCUACAUCAAAGUAUUCAUACUGAUGAGAAACCUUUUGAAUGUAAGGAUUGUGGGAAGGCUUUCAGACGUAGUUCACACCUUACUGCACAUCAGAGUAUUCAUGCUGAUAAAAAACCUUAUGAAUGUAAAGAAUGUGGGAAGGCCUUUAAAAUGUAUGGAUACCUUACGCAACAUCAGAAAAUUCACACUGGUGGAAAACCUUAUGAAUGUAAGGAAUGUGGGAAAGCCUUUAGUCGUGCUUCAAACCUUGUUCAACAUGAGAGAAUUCAUACUGGUGAGAAACCCUAUGUGUGUAAGCAGUGUGGGAAGUCCUUCAGAUAUGGUUCAGCCCUUAAAGCACAUCAGGGAAUUCAUAUGAGUAUAAAAGUCUAAGAACAUAAGGAAUGCGAGAAUGCCUUUAGGCAUGGCCAAACUUUUUCAACAGCAGACAAUUCACAUUGGUGAGAAAUUAUUGAAUAUUAGUCACACAGGUAUUUAUAAUGCAGUUAUGAAUUAGAAAGCAUUCAAUGUCAGCCCUGUUUCAAUGGAAAUUCUGAUUAUUGAAUGGAAAAUUAA